UCUUUCUUUCUUUACUCUUUACUCUUUUAGAACUGGGCCAGUUAGUCCAAACCAGGUACUAUUUAGCGGAGGCUUUUUUGGUGCUCAGUUGGAAAAAGAACCCAAAACGACGAACCAACCCAAAGCCCCCACUAUAAUUCUAGGGUUUGUCAUUUCGCAAUCAACGAAUCUAAGGUUCGAUUCACAACUCCUUUUCUUUGAAUUCUGUAUCUUUACAUAUCUGUGAAAAAAAAUCACUGUUCGUGACUUGUAGUGAAAGAAAGAAAUCGAAACCCUAGUUUUCCAGCUCAAAUCGAUUUCGAUUGCCUCGUUUCCUGAGAAUUCAAUCAAUAUGACUCAAGACGUUGAGAUGAAAGAACAGGCUCCUCCUCCUUCAAACUCUGUUACAUCCACUGGUCCCUCCACUUUGCAGCAUUUGAAGGAAAUUGCAUCGCUAAUUGAGACUGGUGCGUAUGCUCGUGAGGUGCGUCGGAUUGUGCGCGCUGUGCGGCUGACCAUUGCACUGAGGCAGAAGUUGAACGCCUCUGUGGUUUCUGCAUUCCUGAACUUUGUCCUCGUACCUGGAUCGGAGUUGCACAGUCGAUUAUGGUCGUAUCUUCCCAAGGAAGAUGAGCAUGAUAUGGAAGUUGAUACUGCAUCAUCUGCAACUCAAGCGCCUGUGAAACACGCUUUGCCAGAGCUAGAGAUUUAUUGCUAUUUGCUUGUGCUGAUAUUUUUAAUUGAUCAGAAGAGAUACAGUGAGGCUAAAGCUUGUUCCUCAGUCAGCAUUGCCCGUCUGAAGAAUCUGAAUAGGAGAACCGUUGACGUUCUAGCAUCCAGGCUCUAUUUCUAUUACUCCCUUAGCUAUGAAGUUACUGGUGAUCUUGCUGAGAUCCGGGGUAACCUUCUUGCAUUACACCGGAUUGCAACCUUGCGCCAUGAUGAGUUGGGGCAGGAAACACUUCUCAACCUGCUACUUCGGAAUUACCUCCAUUACAACUUAUAUGAUCAAGCAGAGAAGCUGAGGUCAAAGGCACCUCGUUUUGAAGCUCACUCAAAUCAACAGUUCUGCCGCUACCUCUUUUACCUGGGAAAGAUUAGGACAAUUCAGUUGGAGUAUACGGAUGCAAAAGAGUCUCUCCUCCAAGCUGCUCGGAAAGCCCCUGUUGCAGCUCUUGGGUUCCGGAUUCAAUGCAAUAAGUGGGCUGUAAUAGUGCGCCUACUGCUAGGAGAGAUCCCUGAAAGGACUGUUUUUAUGCAGAAAGGCAUGGAGAAGGCUUUGAGGCCAUACUUUGAGCUUACAAAUGCUGUUCGAAUUGGAGAUUUAGAGCUGUUUAGAAAUGUUGCUGAUAAGUUUUCAAGCACUUUCAGUUCAGAUAGGACCCACAACCUGAUUGUUAGGCUGCGGCAUAAUGUCAUAAGGACUGGGCUCCGAAACAUCAGUAUCUCUUACUCCCGUAUCUCAUUGGCUGAUGUAGCCAAGAAGCUGAGAUUGGACUCUGCAAACCCUGUUGCUGAUGCUGAGAGUAUUGUAGCCAAGGCAAUCCGUGAUGGUGCAGUUGAUGCGACGUUGGAUCAUGCAAAUGGUUGGAUGGUAUCGAAGGAGAUGGGUGACAUUUACUCUACAAAUGAACCUCAAAUUGCUUUCAACUCGAGGAUUGCUUUCUGCCUUAACAUGUACAAUGAAGCAGUGCGUGCUCUUCGUUUUCCACCAAAUUCACACAAGGAGAAAGAAAGUGCUGAGAAAAGGAGGGAGAGACAACAGCAGGAGCAAGAGCUUGCAAAGCAUAUAGCCGAAGAAGAUGAUGAUGAGUUUUAACAAUGUUUGUCGGCGUCUGGUUACAUGUUCUGCGCACCUAGCAACGCUUUCUCAUAGCAGUGCAGCAGUUUCAUUGAAAUACCUUCUACGAGGAUGUUUUGAUUUCCAAGGACAGAACGACUAUCAUCCGUGAUUGCAUUUGCCUUUUUCUAUCUGGUUCCAGUUGCAGGUCUGAGCAAUUACUAUUUCAUUCUUUUAGAUUAUAUUUUGGAACCCUGCCUCUUCUAGCAUUCAUCCUUUUAAGAAUUCUCUAUGUUUAGGCUGCUUUGUGUGGUCAGGUUGAUGGCAACCCGCUCUUUCUUGUCGGACUGAUUGAGUGGUAAACAUAAUAUAUUUGCUUCAGGGUGAAUGACCACACAACUGCACUGUAGCAAUGUUUGUUAUCCUGAUUUUGUAGGUGAUAUCAGAUGCCUUUUUUAGUGACUUGUUGGAUAUCUGCUAAUAAACUACCAAACCCACCCCUGUAUGGAUGACUACCAGUGUUGGUGGCCAGGUAAGGCCAUCCAUCGAGCUCUUACCUAUUUUGUUGAAUGACAGACGAGGUAGCCAUGUUUUUUAAGGA
This is a messenger RNA of Ilex paraguariensis (yerba mate), 2360 nucleotides long. The record is from the annotation of a GenBank genome assembly. Lineage: Eukaryota; Viridiplantae; Streptophyta; Magnoliopsida; Aquifoliales; Aquifoliaceae.